This is a messenger RNA of Erythranthe guttata (spotted monkey flower), 979 nucleotides long. The record is from RefSeq and is a predicted model, not a curated record. Lineage: Eukaryota; Viridiplantae; Streptophyta; Magnoliopsida; Lamiales; Phrymaceae.
UAUGACAUCUUAAACAUCAAAUAUCACACAGUUUGUUAAACAACUACCACCACAAUCUGUCUUCCUUCCUGUUAAUAUAUAUCAGAAAUUGUUAAAAAUUAAAAUUACAAAAAAUGGAAGAAACCGACAAUAUGUACUGUUCAUCGGACGGAUCGAUCUAUAGCGAUGUAGCUGCUGCUGCAUGUUGCUAUGCAGUUUGUCGAUUAGUAAAUAGACUCCUCAAGCAAAGACUCCUCAAGCAAAGCUAUGAUAAGGGUCUUUUGAACGUGCAUCUAUUCAGAAAGCUUGUCCAUAUCAGCAUGGGAUUGAUUAUCAUGCUUUGCUGGCCAAUGUUAAGUUGUGGUCGGCGCCGUAGAAUUCUCGGAGGACUUGUUCCGGUGUUAUGCAUGUACAGAGUACUUCUUGCCGGAUUUGGAACAAAUUACAAACCUAUGGACUCUCAAGGAAGAUACAGAGAUUACAGGGAGCUGCUGAAGGCAGCAUUAGGUUAUGCUCUGGCAGUGUUUUUGGCCACUAUUUUUCACUUGAGAAGUACUCCUUUAGCCAUUGCAACUAUUUCAAAUCUCUGUGCUGGAGAUGGGAUAGCUGAUAUCGCAGGGAGACGAUAUGGCAGCUGGAAACUUCCGUACAACAAAAACAAAUCAUUUGCUGGAAGUAUUGGCAUGGCGAUUUCUGGAUUCACUUCUUCCAUUUUAUUUAUGUUCUAUUUCUCUUGGUUCGGGUACAAUAUUCGAGUAAGCCCGAACAUGGUCUUAGGAUUCUUGAUGGUGUCGGUUGCCUCUGCACUAGUCGAAUCCCAUCCGUGGAGUACUAGACUUGACGAUAAUCUCACGGUUCCCCUAGCCUCCGCGGUGGUUGGAACUUUCUUUCUUUUAUACUAAAAUUAUUUACUGUAUGUGUAAGUUUGGGAUGUAUUUAUUGUUGAAGCAUUAGGGCUACUGCAUUAUUAUUUGAUAAUAAUGAUAUAUCUAAAUUUUUA